Messenger RNA from Tilletiopsis washingtonensis, 1435 nucleotides. RefSeq lists its product as hypothetical. The record is from RefSeq and is a predicted model, not a curated record. Lineage: Eukaryota; Fungi; Basidiomycota; Exobasidiomycetes; Entylomatales. The coding region runs from base 201 to 1226 and encodes 341 amino acids. The transcript is spliced from 4 exons.
CACACCGAAACGCCGCAUCCCCACUCGCCCGCUCAUCACCAGCACCGCCAGCGCUCUACCGCAGCAGCAGCACCUCUCUGGCGCGUGCCCUCGGCCUCGGCGCCCCUUCGCCCCCCGCAGCUGUGCGCUGCCGCACUCCGCGUCCGCGCCGCCCUCGCCCUCGCCCUAGCUGCGCUUGCCGCGCCCACCCGCUGCCCCGCAUGUCGUCGCCGCCGUCGCCGUCGCCGCUCUCGCGGCUCAUCCUCGACCUGCGCGGCCAGCGCUUCCACCUCGAGCGCGACACGCUCAUGACGCUGCCCGAGAGCGUGCUCCUCUGCCUCUUCCCCAAUGGCCUCGUGCUCAGCCGCCAGCAGGGCCGCUACGAGAGUGACGACGAGGGCGAGGGUGCCGAGGCCGAGGACGAGGAGGAUGUGUACCUGGUGGACUUCGACCCGACAUGCCUGCGCUACGUGCUGACGUUCUUCAAGUCGGCGCGCGAUGACUUCUACGGCGUCGACACGCCGUCGCGGCGCUCCGUGCUCGGCGCCUCGCACCCGUCGGCCGGCGGCGUCGACGACUCGUUCAGCAGCGCCAACGGCGCGCCGGGCAACCCGCUGCUGUCGAAGCAGGCCGUGAUUGUGCUGCGCGAGGAGCUCGAGUUCUUUGCCAUUCCGCCGCGCAAGGCGCGCGCCGGCGAGGCCAAGGGCGACGAGGAGAAGAGCGCGCUCGAGCUGCGCGCGCUCAAGGCGCGCUGCGGCGAGGCGCUCAUCAGCCGGCGCUCCAUCUUCACGGCGCUGCAGCGCAACGUGUCCAAAGAGAACAACAUGGCCGAACAACACCUGAUCGACAUGCUGUGCAUGUCGGGCUUCGAGCGCGACGACAGCUGGGGCUUCCGCGCCGUCGAGCCGAGCCGGUGCUGCAUCACGAGCAUCGCGCUCGUGCUGCUCAAGACGGGCAUCAGCGUCAAGGACGACGGCGGCGAGAUUGCCAUUGACCAGCAGCAGCUGGCGACGGCUCAGAAGCUGCUGCUCUUCUGGCGGAAGCCUGCGCGCAAGUGCUGGUGGGACGGUGUCGAUGUCGUGCUGCCCGUCACCUCGCCGGCAGCCGCAGCCAGCCCGCCGUCGCCGCCCGCCGCCCUGCUGUCCACGCUGCCCGCCGCCGAGGCCGAGCUGCUCAAGGACGGCAAGGGCGAGGUGGUGCGCGUGUGGGCGCGGCGCGUCUGGACCCUCGAGCUCAGUCUGAUCUAAUCCGCACCGUCCAGGCGUUUGCCGCUGUCCGGCCGCCUGCGCGCUCCACAUUCGCUCCUGCACCGCCCAUCAUCUUCGCUCCUUCCACGUUCUCUCUCCCACUCGCGUACUCGAGUGCCUGCCGUUCUGCUCCGCUGCGCCGCGCACAUCUCUCCACCCAGCACCCCCACAGCACACACGCCGGCGCAAUGUGCAUGCUCUAUACCCAC